UGAAGAUAAGGCUCAAAUAAUGUGCUGUAUAGGGACAUCAGCCCUCACGUAGGGUCACACAUAAACCCAGUUAAGGAUCUACAAGCCACGCCAUGCUGUUAUAUGUCACGUUGUUAACCAUACUUUUGGGUCUGACAGAGGCCACCGUAUGUAAAGUGAAAAGUGAUUGCGCGGUCACUGAGUGCUGCUACAUCCGGCCGCAGUUCCUCGUGGCCAGCAAGAGACAGUUGGGACUUCCGCUAAUGCCACUGCAGACGCACGACACCGGCGUUUGCGAGAGUUACAAGAACCCCGGUGAUCCUUGCGAUCCUCUGGAGACCAUGAACGGCCACUGCGGCUGCGCCUCCGGUUACUCGUGUCAGUGGGUGCCCGCGCCCAGCACGGCAGCGCCAGUUGGCCGGCGCUCCAUGAUCUACCACCCCGGACCCGGCUCUUACCAAUGUGCCGCCCAUCCUUGAACGCGCCGGGGCAUCCAUACUCAUAAAGAAAUAAACGCCUUCCAUGAA
This is a messenger RNA of Dreissena polymorpha, 506 nucleotides long. RefSeq lists its product as uncharacterized. The coding region runs from base 93 to 458 and encodes 121 amino acids. NCBI's taxonomy places the organism in Eukaryota, Metazoa, Mollusca, Bivalvia, Myida, Dreissenidae. The transcript is spliced from 3 exons. The record is from RefSeq and is a predicted model, not a curated record.